AAGCAGUGGAAACAAUUGCAUAUCUGCGCACGUUUUACAACACUGCGUUGCGCCGCAGUAGAAUUAAUUUUUUCCUGCAAGAUGAUGGACCUGCAGUCCAACGACGACAUUGAUUUAGAGGAUGGCGAACUGUCAGCGAGCAAUGACGAAGAUAUUUAUACGCCGCUCCAGCGACCGGCACCGGCAACGGCAACGCCUGCCACAAGCAGCACACCUGCUGCAAUGGACGCAGCGGAUAGCAGCGUUGCCAGCCCCUUGGCCACAUGCCAUCAGAUCCAGAGCGCCCUGGACGAUGAGUCGCAGUCGAACAGUGAGUCCUCUAGUGGCGAAUCGUCCGAGGAGGGCUGCAUCAAGAAGCUGCGCACCGAGAAUCCCUCAACGGUUGGUCAUAAGAAGCGCAAGAGGCGCAUUCGACGCACCGUUAUGGUCCGUGUGCCGCCGCCCACAGAUGCAGAACCGAAUCGGGCACGUUUCAAGAAAUACAACGUUUGGACGGCUGCACUGCAGGAGGAGGCGCUCAGCGAGAAUAUGCGUGGUUGCGAUGUGACGCGCAGCAGCAGCGAUCGCAAUGUUGAGAACUAUGAUUUCCCGCUAAAAUACCGUGUCAAUGGUGAGAAUACGCUCAAGCGUCGCCUCUCCAACUCAUCCGAGGAGGAGGAGACGCGCUCCCAUCCGGCCCAUAAGCGUGGUCGGCCAUCCACGCGCCCCGCGCUGGACAGCUGCCAGCGGGAGGAGAGGCAAUCGGUGAAGCAACGAAUUGGACAACGUUCGCGCUCGCGUCGUGGCCAUUCCUCCACCAGUGGCGGCUCCUCGGAUAAUUCGGGUGAGCCGCGGCACAUACUCGAUUUGCAGGAGACGGCCGGACGCGAUCCAAGCGAUGUGGCCAGAGAAAUGGCCAACAAACUGUACGAGGACAAAGACGAACUUUUGGUGCGAGUUGUUAAGGUGCUUGGCAUAGAUGUGCCCCUGGAGCUAUAUAAGGAAACACAGCGCAUCGAGGCAGAUGGCGGCAUGAUGAUCAAAAAUGGCAGACGUCGUCGCACACCUGGCGGUGUAUUUCUGUUUCUGUUGAAGCAUCACGAUAAAAUAACGCCAGCGCAUCAAAAAUUGAUAUUCGCCGAUGAUCGCCAGAAUGAGAACAAAUCCCGUAAACAGAUCGAGACACUGAUACGAGAUCGUAAGGUUGAGGAGCUGAAGAAAUGUUUGAGCGAAAAGAGCACCGAAUUGCCUUCAUUAAAUGCACGCAAGGAACACUAUUUGCAAGGCGCUGAAUCCAUUGCACAGAUUCAGCCAGGCAAUUUGUCCAAUCCGCCGCCUUCGCCAGUUGGCCAGGAGCAGAGCAGUCCCGAGUAUAAGACCCAUGAGAUCAAUAUUAAUCUGGUGGAUAGCGCUGAUCUGCCCUCCACUUCGAAAGCUGCUUUGACGGCGGCGGGCCUUAAGGAGCUGGUCAGCUAUGAUGAUGAUAUUCUGGAUGUUAAUUACGGCAAAAUGGACUUUUUCUAAGCUAAACGAAAAAAAUAUGAUAAAUGGACGCAAAGCGUUCUCUCUUGCACUCGGGCCAUUUGUUUAUAUUGCUAAAUAUAUAUAUAUAGUUAUAUAUGUAUAUAUAUAUAUAUAUUUGUGGCGAUAAUUUUUACAUCAAGCUAGCUAGACCCAUAUUUGUACAUCUAAAUAAAUGCAUAGUGUUUAAGGUUUUUAGUAAGGUUUAAAUUUUGAAUAUAAAUGUACACAACAAUUGCGAUA
This is a messenger RNA of Drosophila grimshawi, 1743 nucleotides long. It is a transcript of the gene Phax, whose product is annotated as phosphorylated adapter RNA export protein. The record is from RefSeq and is a predicted model, not a curated record. Gene Ontology annotation, cellular component: nucleus. Bases 82 to 1503 code for a protein of 473 amino acids. Gene Ontology annotation, biological process: snRNA export from nucleus. The transcript has 5 exons. Lineage: Eukaryota; Metazoa; Arthropoda; Insecta; Diptera; Drosophilidae.